GUAACGAACGGCUCAAGGGAAGCUAGUUGUAUCGGUCACGACUAUGUGGUGAUAGAUUCCAGAUUAAGGUAGUAAAACCUUCAGGCCUCAGACUGACUGCACUUCAGUGUACUACUGAUUAAGUCAGUUUUUGCUUCCUAGGCAGGGUAUAUUAGAGCCCAGAGGGCUGCCGUUGUCCUAAGUACAUUCAGGGGUCUUUCUUCCUUUCCUUUGCAGAGGAGAGACUGGCUAUUUGUCCUAGAACUACUUUGCUUUUAGUUGGGUUGACUUCUCACUUCAUGGUAAAAUAGAAUUUUCCCAUAAGUGAGUAAAGUGUCCUCAGUAUUUGACACUUAGUCAUUUCAGGCCAUGAUAGGAACAGCGGUGACUGCAGUGAAGGUAUGGAGUAUAAAAGCCAGAUGGGGCUCUAGAUGGUCAAGUCAGGAGGGAGGAGCCCAGACUGGAAUGUGGCUUUGGGAAUAACUAAGAGGUAGGGACUAGAAGGGCAUUUCAGGGAGAGAACAGCACCAGGGGCUUGAGUGGUGUAUGGACUCAGUGACUGUUUCUUGUCCAGGAGGAAUUAACCCCAGAUGCUGGGCAGAGGGCUUUUUUCUGUACUGUUCCUAGUUUAGGAGAGAUGGAUCAUAGAAACUAGCCAACUAAUGGGUUCUAGAACAAGGCACAUGGAGAACAUUCUGUACAGUUUCUGGUGGGUACAUAGUUGUCUCUGCCUGGAAUUUUUUUUUCUUGCUUUGUUUUCUUUGAGCAUAAAGUAUUUACAUUGAACAGGUAAUUAAUUGACUUUCUGUUAUGUAUUGGGCACUUCCAGGUGGUAAAGUCCAGCUGUGAACCAGACAAGGGCCUCCUCAAGGAGCUUGCAUUGUGGUGGGAGGAAAUUGAAAAAUAAACUAAAAGGCAUCAGAAAACAAUAGCCACACAAAAUAAAAACAUAAGGGACUGGUGGUCAGUUUGGACAGCAUGUGGGCCUCUCUGAGGAGGUGACCUUUACACUGAGCAUAAGGAAGAGAACUGCAGAUAGAACAGCUGGUAUGAGGGCUGCCCUAAUCCAGGAACUAGUCUGACGUGUUUGGGGGGCUGGCACAUGUAUGGUGCCAGGCUUGCAGGCUCUCCACACACUGCCAUGAGCUCCUCGGGAAACCUGGGCGGAGGGUGCCACAGUGCUGUGACCAUCCCACAGAUCCAGUCCAGGCUUUCUUACGUGGCUCACUCAGGUCCUGCCGCUGGGAAGUGCAGUGCUGGUUGUACUCCAAAGUUCAUGUUCUUGAUCAUGUUACAGUGCCACUCGCAUGUCAUUGGCAGCAGGUUCAGUUGAGAUGUAAAGUCAUGGCUGGGGCGCAGCUCUGUGACAGAGCACUUGCCUAGCAUGUGCAAGGCCUAGCUCCAUCCCUGGCACAGGAAAAAAAAUGUGUAAAGUCAUAUUUUCAUAUGUUUCUUCAUUAGAUAAGCAGUUUGUGACUAAUGCAUCUUUUAGUAGGUUUUUCACAUCAGCCUGUAGAGUAAGGUAUUUUAAGUAGUUAGCUCAGCUUCUAGUACAUACUUUAAUGGGAUAGCCAGGUAUUUUUGUUUCUAAUAUUACUCUUGUCACCUCAGUUCACACAAAAGUGUUUUCGUGGUAAACAAUUUGGUUACAGUAAAAUGAGGAAAAAUUUGCAAGCCCCACAGGAUUAAGAAUAUGAGUGAAGUAUUUCUGCAGGCUGGGCUUUUGUUUACGUAGGAUGGUCAAUCUAGGCAUGCAUGCUAAUGUCACCUCUGUUUACACUGGGAAUCCCCCUGGUGAAGUGUGAAGAUGCUCUUUCCAGGAGGGGUGGGGAGGAUUUGAGAGCCAUAUGAACUUUUAGUUAAAAUGUGCUUCUUUGGUUUUCAAGGCUCUCCUGAGACCGAAGGGCAUUUCUUGAACAGCUCUGAGCACUGUGCUCUUGGGCCCAGGAAAUGCUAUUGUGCGGUCAUGUUCAUACUUCAUGCUAAAGACUGGCCUGUUUAGCGCUGAACUUGUGUUUAAGUUGUGAUUAGAAGGCUGUCCACUUGAGACCUAGGGAGUCAUCAGGUGGCCUGCUGGCUUCCACUUCAGAAGGAGGGUUUUCCCAAUGCUCACAGUGAAGAUGUGGCUUGGAAGAUUUUGGACUUAGGCAGGUGUGGGUUCUGGUUCCAGCCCCAUUGCAAAUGGCUGAUUGCUGGGGCAACACCCUAGCCUUUGUGAGCCUGUUCUCUUUUCUGAGUGGGAGCAGUAACAGUAGCCUCAAGGCCUGCUGUGGAGUGAAGACCGCGUCCUCGUGUCUGGUGUUUAAUAGAGCCUUAUUUUGCAGAUGAGAAAAUUGGUACCUGCUGGGUGGCCAGGGGGGUCUGCUGAGGACCUCAGCUGCUCAACAUGAGUGGGACUCAAGCCUGACCCUGGAGUCUGUUUCUCAUUUUCACUCUCAUGGAAACUACAGAGGGAGUUUGGGUAGUUGUCACCCACAGAUUUGGGGAGUGGUGAACCUUGCCUUCCCUGGGGAUCCACAAGUGCCUUGUCAUUAAACUGGGAAGGUCCCAGUUACUUAGUAGCGUUCUCUUGAAGAGUGGCGGAUCCUCUGAGUCCAUGCUCAGGAGCCAGGUGUCAUGCUGGGCCCUGGGCCUGCUUGGGAGCAGAGCUGUAGAAUGGCCUUGGACUUCUUUGUGAAAUGCAGUAAUGACACCCCUUCUCUAGGCCAUCUGGGAAUUGAGUGGGACAAUGUGGGGACCUUUGGCACCUGGGCUCUCAACAGGUGAAUCCUGCCUGGGGUCACAACAGCAUGUCGAAAUAGUCAUGAGUAGAUAGGAUUACCUCCAGUUUUCAGAUAAGAGAUUGGGACACAGAUAGAUGGACCGCCUGCAAGUACCGGGUGACAUCUUCUGGUUGAUGGUGGGUGGACCCAUUGAGGGCAUAGAGAAGACGGGUGCUUGAGGGAGGCUGGGCAUCCAGAGGAAGAAGUACCUGGAGGGGAUACCAUGGACCUACUAAAGGACUCCAGGCUCAGCAGGUUAGGGUGGACAGCACCACCGGAGAGAGAGAGGUUGGGGGAGAGAGAUUGUGGUGCUGGCAGUAGAAGACAGUUCAUCCAGGGUCACUUGGCAUGCCAGUUUGCUCUGUUGUGUCCCCCCGCCACCGCCAGAGCCUGUUACCUGCUUAUUUCUUUGUCCUGGACAGUUCAUGUUACAGAAUGUCUGAAGGGGACAGUGUUGGAGAUUCUGUCCAUGGGAAACCCUCAGUGGUGUACAGAUUUUUCACACGACUUGGACAGAUUUAUCAGUCCUGGCUGGACAAGUCCACACCUUACACGGCUGUGCGGUGGGUGGUGACGCUGGGCUUGAGCUUUGUCUACAUGAUUAGAGUUUACCUGUUACAGGGUUGGUACAUCGUGACCUACGCCCUGGGAAUCUACCAUCUAAAUCUUUUCAUAGCGUUCCUUUCUCCCAAAGUGGAUCCUUCCUUAAUGGAAGACUCAGAUGACGGCCCUUCCUUACCAACAAAACAGAACGAGGAAUUUCGCCCCUUCAUUCGAAGGCUUCCAGAAUUUAAAUUUUGGCACGCGGCCACGAAGGGCAUCCUGGUGGCAAUGGUCUGCACCUUCUUCGAGGCUUUCAACGUCCCGGUGUUCUGGCCGAUCCUGGUGAUGUACUUCAUCAUGCUUUUCUGUAUCACAAUGAAGAGGCAAAUAAAGCACAUGAUUAAAUACCGGUACAUACCAUUCACACACGGAAAGAGGAGAUACAAAGGGAAGGAGGACGUGGGCAAGACGUUUGCUAGUUAGAAGCUGGACUGACUCUGGCACACGUGUUCAAGACGGUUUUGAGCCAUUGUAACAAUGCCUUUUUCUUCACAUAAAGUAGUUGAUUACAAGGGAUUUGAAUUUUCUUUUUAAAAAGGAGCCUCAAUGAUUUGUAACUGAAAUACAGGUUCUUGAAGAAACUGGCAUUUAAACCAGACUGCAUUGAUUUCUAUUUCAGCGGUGUCCACCUGUUUCAAAGGACGGCAUUGUAGUAACCGCAGGCUCAAGAGGCCAGGCGGGCAGCAGGAGUGGGGUGGGAGGGAGGACAGGAGCGAGGCUGCAAGAGGAGCUGGAUGCUCUGCGUGGGGCUGUUUCCGGGCCACGGCGAGGCCAGAGGGACAAGGGACGAGGGACGAUGCCAACCUGAUUCCUGCGUGCAAGAGAACGUAACACUGCACAGGUGAUUUCAAGUAACUCUGGGGUUCUCAUGCCAGUUUCCAAACCUCACCUCACUGGAGGUGUUUCAAGCUGGCCUCUAUCGCGAUGACUCAAAACUUUGUUCUUAACUACCAUGAUUGCUUCUGAGGGCCUGGAAUUAUAAACAUAUUAUAUUUUAAUUGUUUGA
Molecule: messenger RNA, 4350 nt
Organism: Sciurus carolinensis (gray squirrel)
Lineage: Eukaryota; Metazoa; Chordata; Mammalia; Rodentia; Sciuridae
Gene: Rer1
Product: retention in endoplasmic reticulum sorting receptor 1
Exons: 7
Coding region: 3090-3767 (225 amino acids)
Biological process (GO): retrograde vesicle-mediated transport, Golgi to endoplasmic reticulum; protein retention in ER lumen
Cellular component (GO): Golgi membrane
Source: RefSeq, a predicted model, not a curated record